Molecule: messenger RNA, 537 nt
Organism: Gongylonema pulchrum
Lineage: Eukaryota; Metazoa; Nematoda; Chromadorea; Rhabditida; Gongylonematidae
Source: the annotation of a GenBank genome assembly
AUGCGAACUCAUACUGGUGAGAAGCCAUUCAAAUGCGGUUUUUGUAACUCGAAUUUCAGCUGCAAAGCAGGCAUGCAAACACACAUGCGAACUCAUACUGGUGAGAAGCCGUUCAAAUGUGACCGUUGCAAUUCGAGCUUCGCCCAGAAGAUAAGCUUGCAAACACACUUGCGAACUCAUACUGGUGAGAAGCCGUUCAAAUGCGAUUAUUGCAAUUCGAGUUUAGGUCAGAAAACAGACAUGAAAAGACACAUGCGAAUUCAUACUGGUGAGAAGCCGUUCAAGUGCGACCAUUGCAAUUCGAGCUUCACCUGGAAGAUAAGCUUGCAAACACACAUGCGAACCCACACUGGUGAUAAGCCAUUCAAAUGCGGUUAUUGUGAUUCGAGUUUCGGUCAAAAAACAGACAUGCAAAGACACACGCGAACUCAUACUGGUGAGAAAACAAGUGCGGAAUUUGCGAAAAAAAGACGAAUGACCAAGCCUGUUCAGCUCGGCACCAGAAAACCAGAAAAAUCACUGAGUGAAAGAACGUAA